Messenger RNA from Salvelinus sp. IW2-2015, 2810 nucleotides. NCBI's taxonomy places the organism in Eukaryota, Metazoa, Chordata, Actinopteri, Salmoniformes, Salmonidae. The record is from RefSeq and is a predicted model, not a curated record.
CGAUAUCAGGAUGGUUUGUACGAGGUUAGAGCGCUAGCUAGCUGAACCAAUAGUGCGAAGUGAAAACUAGGAAUUGAAGCGCAAACACGGAUUUCCUGUGGGAUAAACAUACAGGCCUGGCUGAUAUAACGAUGCCACACUCGAGACGGUACCCGUCCUCAGAAAGGGCCAGCCGGAGCAGCUAUCAAGACCGGGACAGAGACAGAGGACGCAAGCAGAGGCACCGCAGAUCGCCCUCUUUUUCCUCUAGCAGUGACCGGGAGAGGGAUCGGGACAGAAGGGGACGGGGAAACCGACAGGAGGGAAGCUACGCUCGCUCCAGGAGCUACGAUAAUCGCUCGGCAGACCGCAGGCCAUACGACCGGCGCUACUGUGAGGGCUACCGGCGCCUGGACCAGAGCCGCGAACGAGACCGCGGAAACCGGGAAAGGGAACAUGGAGGUGCACCAGCAGCAGUAGCCGACGGCGGUUACUAUGCACGUGACUUCUCACCGAGCAUGUGCGACUACCGGAGGGGGCGCGAGAGGGAACGGGAGGAGUCGUACCGAAGGAAGGGCAGCAGGCGUAAGCACAAACGAAGGCGGCGUAGAACCAGGUCCUAUAGCCCAUCCUCCUCGCUCCUGGACUUGCGGAGUGACAGCCGGACGCGGGCACUGAGUGUGAGGGACGACGAGGAAGGGCACCUGAUCUGUCGGAGUGGGGACGUCCUGCAAGAGAGAUAUGAGAUUGUCAGCACUCUGGGGGAAGGCACCUUUGGGAGGGUGAUGCAAUGUAUUGACCAUCGUCGGGGAGGGGCCGCUGUUGCUCUGAAGAUCAUAAAAAAUGUGGAGAAAUACAAGGAAGCAGCUCGUCUGGAGAUCAAUGUGCUGGAGAGAAUCAAUGAGAAAGAUCCGGAAAACAAACACCUGUGUGUGCAGAUGUACGACUGGUUCGACUACCACGGCCACAUGUGUAUCUCCUUCGAGCUGCUGGCCCUCAGCACCUUCGACUUCCUCAAGGAGAACAAUUACCUGCCCUAUUCCAUCGCCCAGGUCCGACACAUGGCCUACCAGCUAUGCCUGUCCGUCAAGUUUCUUCAUGAUACCAAGUUGACGCACACAGACCUGAAGCCAGAAAACAUCCUGUUUGUCAAUUCCGACUUCACGAUGACCUAUAACGUAGAGAAGAAGCGCGACGAGCGGACAGUYAAGAGCACGGACGUACGGGUGGUGGACUUUGGUAGCGCCACAUUUGACCACGAGCACCACAGCACCAUCGUCUCCACACGGCACUACCGCUCCCCGGAAGUCAUACUAGAGCUGGGCUGGAGCCAGCCGUGUGAUGUGUGGAGCAUCGGUUGCAUCCUGUUCGAGUACUACCUGGGCUUCACCUUGUUCCAGACUCAUGAUAACAGGGAGCAUCUGGCCAUGAUGGAGAGAAUACUGGGGCCGGUGCCCUCCAGGAUGAUACGCAAGACGAGGAAGCAGAAAUAUUUUUACCGUGGACGUCUGGACUGGGACGAGAGCUCGUCAGCUGGGAGAUACGUGAGGGAGAACUGCAAACCCUUACGGAGGUACCUGUUGUCGGAAGCCGAGGAGCACCAUCGGUUGUUUGACCUGAUUGAGAGCAUGCUGGAAUACGAGCCCGCUAAGCGCCUGGCCCUGGCAGACUCCCUCAGACACCCUUUCUUCGAAUCGGGGACAGCAGGCGAUGCGGUGGGGGGGAAGAGCUGGGAGGGCAACCGCGACAUCAGCCGGUGACCCGGGACCUCCACAGACUCUUAACGAUAGAGCGAUUUUAUUUUUUUCAGGUGGAGCAGACCGAUACGACCACUUAAGGCGMUACGGCCAAAUUCGAUGGACCUUACCAGUCUGUCUGAAAUCCUUUGGCCAUUCAUCACAGCAUGGACCCGUUUCCUCCUGCUUACUGUACUGCCCCCACAGUUAGGAGAGAGGCUCAUGCUGGCAGCUAGAAAACCAGAAGGACUUCAGAAAAAGACAGCCCUCCUUUUAGUCCUCUCGGCUUCUGCUCCAACAGAAGGCAAAUGACCAAGAGAGGAGUUUUUAGCCCAACCUUAGAUUACCCAGACCCAGCUCCAGUCUUCCGCAUGUAAAGGAAAGGACCGGCCUCGUGUAGUGGAACACUAGUGAGAGCAAGAGAAGCCUUGCUCUGAAAGCCAAUAUCGUGACCGCUUCAUUUGAGGUGAAACGCUUGGAGAAGAGYGGGCACUGUCUUGUAUUUAUUUGGYAACUCUUGUCCAUGCCACAGCUAUCGAUCUUGGCUAAUGUUAGCCAAUCGAAUGGCACGUUUCYUCAAUGAGUGAUUGCCACUCCACAUGUAUUGCUUAUAUAGGCCUCUCCUAUUGAUAUAAUAUAUCUACUGUAUCUCUGUUACGUAUGCAAUGCUUUUGAGGAGAGGGAUUGAUGCCAUAUUAAUGUAAUAAUAGUACUCACAACUGGACAUGUUUUCUCAUCUGUUCUUCAUCUAGUCUGGGGAAAUGACAGACACUCACACAAAUCAGACCCCCAUACAACACAAUCUGCAAACUGCCUUUUUACAUGUGUGAUAGUAUCAGGCCUGUGGUCUGAGAUGAAGCACACACAGGGUCAUAAUAGUAACGUAUGGCAUCCCGAUGCCACAGGCACACAGCAGCACCCGGUUUACAGUAUUUAUUAUUAUUAUCUCCUCCCUGUACAUUCAUUUUUUUUUUGUAUAAGAUUUAAAUGUAUAAAACAAUGUAUGAUUCUGUCGAAUUAAAGUUAAGUCCUCCUUUGCCAAGGCUUGUAGCGCCGUUGGUUGAGUUAUGGGGAGGCGUUUUUGUCUUAAGUACU